GUCGUCUAUCUUAUUUUUUAUUAUUAUUCUAAUUCUGGUUUCCUGCACGUCUUCCAGAAACAAAAAAUCAACCUUCCACUGUUUUUUACUAUCGAAUAAUGAAUUUUGCGCCGUCCCCACGGGCGCAAUACGGCAGACUAUGAGCGAAGCCGCGGACAAGGGAAAAACGGCGUUUAGCCCAUCGCAUGGCGCCAGCGAAAAUAAUAAUGCAGGCACGGAUACUCCAACACCAGCCGCCCAAUUGACGACCCCAACGCCGCCGACACGAGCCACAAUGUCGCCCAUUGACGGGGCAUCCCCCUCGGCACCACCACCUGCACCCCUACUCGAAUCGUCUGAUGCGAAUAGGGGCUACGACAACAACAACAAUAAUAACCAUCAAAACAACAACAAUAACAACCACGAUCUAUUCUCGAGUCCCAAUUCCGCAUCCACCGCAACGCCUCACAGUGCUUUCAGCCCAGUUCUUGCGUCGCCGUCCCCGGGAACAUGCACGUCCCCGGAAGCUGAUUUGAAUUUGCAGCCUGCACCAAAGAGCGCCACUGUGGAACCCGGCAAAGCCAGCACGAUAGCUUCUUUGUCCUCGCCGGUGGAAACGCCACUAGCAUCUACUAGUUCUGGCAUCGAGGGCAGCGCUUCAAACAACGCUGGGCUGAUCAACGCUGGCGCAGCAUCGGUAACGGACUCUCGGGAGGAUCUGCAGUCCCCCAAAGAAGGGUGUCGAUCCGCCACAGUUUCGGCCGGGGAAAAAUCCGAGACCAUCUGCAAGAGUAAUCUCGAAAACCAAGUCGUCAACUCGGGCAUCACCACCACCACCACCACCACCACCACCAACGGAAGCGGUAGCGUGACCAGCAGCCCUACGCGUAUGCGUAUCCUGCGCCCGAAAGCCUCGAGGCCACAACUACCAAACCUGCCCUCCGACCUCCACUCUCUGCACUCAUCCGAAACCCCACGGAGUGCCGUGGCCCUAUCCCGCGCAUCCUCGAUCCGAAGCGUCUGCAGCAACGCACCCCUUCAACAUCCCACUCCCGAACUCAACGCCAAGUCAGGUGCAUACACUGGCAACGUGGCCGCGCUGGAAGCGACUGCAGAACGCUUUUCCAUGACCUCGUCCAUUGAGGACGCCAUCCGAGACGCCCACACCCAGCUGAAGAGGAGGGACAGCCAGCGGUCCAUGAUCCUGGCCUCCCAACUCCAGCACAAUAGCGACAAUUUCGACAAUACUAGUGUGAUUAGUGACGCACCUCUGCCGCCAUUCUCGCGACAUCUCUCGAUUGCUAGUCUCAACAGUGCCGCAAGAUCUGGAGGAUACUCUCCCAGUGGCUACGUCAUGUCGCCCACUCACUCUUUGUCGAGGACGAGGUUGCGAUCGGCUAGCAAGGCCAGCUCGACUGGUCCGCCCUCAUCUGUCAUUGGUGACGUGAUCCCAGAGGAUGGCAGCCCCGUGCUUUCGAACGAUGACAGCUUGAUCCCCCCGCUUCCCAUCUCACGCCACGGCCCAGGCAAGAGCUCUGUCCGCAGUGUCGUAUCCGCCAAGAAACUCUCUCUUGCCGAGAUUGCAGAGAAUGAGCCGCCGACGACCCUCGCCCACUACGCACUCAACGAGGCCGACCAGCUCCUCUCGCCAGUCAUCUCCGAGGGUGCAUUACAGGACAGCACCAUUCGCCCGACCCCCGCACAACUGGCACAAAUGGGGCUUGAUCAGAAAACACCCAAUGCGAAUGGGCACUGGGAUGACACACCCAAUGCCGAAACAUGGUCGCGCAGGCCAAGGUUGGAUACGGAAGACUCAAACGGAGAAGUCGACGCAUCAAGACAGCAAGGGUACUUUCCCCAGGAUGCUUACGAAGAGUCUCAGGGCCACUACCGCGCUCAAUCGGAAUUGUCAGGGCAAGGCUCUGAAAACGACCACAUCGAUGAUGCAUUUGGAGACUUUGAUGGUGUCCACUGUGAUCCCAACCAGCUCGACUUUGAUGGCCCAUUCCAAAACCAGCUGGGUGAACACGAUUAUCAACAACAGCAGCGGCAGCAUGAACAACUGCUCUCCCAGCCACACGAUGCAUUUACACAGAACCCCGAAGACAUGCAGUACGGUCAAGCACAGGCCCCGCGCCCUCAACCGAGAAGGCCAUUGGAGCGGCCUCAGUCGUAUUUCGACCCUAGCACUGGAAAGGAUAUGCUGUACUACCCGGCUCCGGUCCCGGCUAUGCUGAACUUGCCUCCGAAAUUGUCCAAGAAACCGAAAACUGCGGUUAGAAAUGCACGCUAUUCCAAGGUGCUGGAGACCAUGGCGCAGGAAGGCCGGGCUUCUCGCAUAUGGCUGGCCGACCCGAAUGCAGGAGGCGAAUUUGGUAACGAGUUCAUGGAUGAGCCACGCCAGUCUGUGUCCCACGAUGCCCCGGAGCCAUCACAAAACACGUCAACCGGACAGGGUAGCGCCUCGCCAACCAAGUCCGAGUUCCAUGCUCCGGAGCUCCGUCGGCCUGCAAAACUGAGAGAUGCGGACAAGCGCAUGUCAAGGUUAUCAUUGAUGCCGUCUGACUUGCCGCCUCAAGUGAGAGCAUCGGCCUUUUUCGAUUCGCCCUCGACUGUGCCUCGCAUUGAACUCAAAGGUGGCUCGGCAAUGGCCACCCUGGACAGCAUUCUGGAUGCGUCGGCCAAAGCUCCCGUCAGUGCCUUUACGGACCACACGUUUGCCGGAACUCUUGGCGAGGAAGUUUACGGUGCGGAAAAGAAGAAGAAAAAGAAGAAGCACAAGGCGCAAAAAUUAUCGGUGGCGUCGAUUGACCACAAGCGCGAUAGUGUCUCAACCGUGCGGGAGGCGAAGGAACGUUCAUCUUUCCUAGGGAUCAUCACGGGCGGAAAGUCACGCACGAGCCACGACGGUUCCGAUCGGAAUUCAGCUAUGGCCAGCUCCAAGGGUAGUAUCCGAGGCGACGGUGCGUCGGCGAAACGAGGGGAAAUCGAGGGCAGGGAAGGCGAGGUCAUGUCGCCCACCACAGAAAUGGUUGCGCCCGGCCAAGACGAACAAGAAUCUUCGUCGGGAGAAGAGGAUGAUGAAGACGACGACGACGAAGAAGACGACGAGGUCUACCACGGCGCACCCACAACUCUAUUGGCAGAACUUCAGCUCCGCAAGCAUCAACAGAAAAUGCGUACUCGACCCAUCAACAAGGCGCACCCCAAUGGCCUCCACACGACGCUGCUGGAGCUCGACGCGGUCGCCGAAGUCGAAAGAAAGAACCGCCUGGGUAAACGCGUGAACCUCGCCUGGGAAGACCCAACGCUGGCCCACGCCGACUUGUCUGACGACGAGGAUGUUCCCUUGGCAAUGCUGCAGGCGAUCCGUGGCAAUCCCGUCGGCGACAUUUCCGCCGCCGUCGUCGAUGUCAACCGCCCGCUGGGCUUGAUGGAGCGUCGCGAAAUGGAAGACAACGAGCCGCUGAGCCGCCGCCGUGAUAGGAUCCAAGGUCGCGAGGCGAUGCAGCCCACCUCGGUCUACCUCAACCCAGUCAGCCAGACCCGGGCCAGUCAACUCACCCUCGCGCCUGCCAUCGCAGGAGUGAAUGCGCACCUGCGUCAAUCCCAGGCAAACCUCGCCCCGCUCGCCCCGCCCGUCACGCACACGGGUGGUCCAAGCCAGUCGGGACCUGACGAUGAGGAGGAUGAGGACGAGCCCCUUGGUGACCGUAUGCGCCGGCUCAAGGCGCGUGAUGACAAGGGCCCGCGUGACGACAAGGAGAGCGCUCUCCCAGUUGCCAGGCCCGUCAGUGCCGCCUUCACUGUUGAGAUGAUGAGUCAACUCGGCGUCGGUCAAACCGAGCCCGACGCUCAGAGCAGCAAGUCCCCCAAGGGCAAGGCUGAACCAGCCCCCGAGGAAGAGGAGACGCUCGGCCAGCGCCGCCGCCGCCUACAGGCAGAACGCGAGGCGCGAGAGCGCGAAAUGAACGUCAACGCCGGUGCACUGCACGCAUUGACCGGCGGUGCCGGACUCGGCGCCCGAACCUUGGAGCCGAGCAACGCCCCCGCCUACAACAGGCUUACCAAGAAGAUCAGCAUGGCCGACGUCCUGGCCGCACACCCGGUCAGCGAUGCCAAAGGCCACAUGGACCCCCGCGAGGCAGAGAGGCUGAGGUUCCAAGCCGAGGCCGAGCGCGCGGCCCGCGAGCACGAAGCAAAGAUGCGAAGCCUCCGCGCCCAGCAGUCCUUGUCCCAGCUCUCCGGAGUCGGCGACAACCCGCGCGGCGUCGGCGUGCCGACCUCGAUAGGCAUCGGCGCCCAGCGUCAAGCCAGCGGCUUCCAAGGUGGCCGCUUCAACGACGGCGCCGGCGGCGGCACGGCCCUGCCCAUCGGUGCGGCGCAGGAUGGUCCCGGACAUGGAAGCUGGGGAAAGCCCCUGCACCAAGGAGGCCGCACCAGCGUCUACGGAAACGGUUUCCCCGGCGGGCAGCACUACGCCCAACCGGCCUACGGAUACGCCCAGCCUUACGGACAAAUGAUGGGUGUGCAGCAAGACAUGGUCGAGAAGUGGAGACAGGGCAUCCUUUGAGAAACAGGAUGCCCGACGCGAUCCAAACAUUGUCCAGUCCUAAACACCAUCCACAUAACACGACACUCAAGGCAACAAACUGGAAUUUUUUUAUCUUUUAUUUUUUUUCCUUUGUACGACACAAAAUUCAGGGAGGAAACGACAGUUAAUGAACUCACAGCAAAUCCAUACAUGACAAGGUCGAGUGAGCAAUACGUGCUCAUAAUCAUGCCCCGGUCCAAGGGGGAGGUUUUCUCUUUGGCAAAACUUUCUCCACCACAUAAACAUCAUACAACAGAGUGUUCGAUACACUUUUUUUCUUCUUUUUGUUUCUUUUUUUCUUUUUCCCUUUGUCCUUGAUUUCAUUUUCAUUUUACAAAGUUGCAUGGCGAAGCGGUGGCAAAAUGACACCAAGGCGGGGUCUCGGCAUAUAUCAUAAGCUUUCGUCGGCAUUUUUUUUCAUCCACAGAUAAUGGCGUUUGUUUUCUUCUGAAUAUCAUCAAGAUUCAGGAGGCAUGUAAAACUGUAAACCUACUAGUCUAGUCUAAUAACGCGCAAACUCAUACAUCUAUCAUG
Messenger RNA from Pyricularia oryzae 70-15, 5107 nucleotides. RefSeq lists its product as uncharacterized. Lineage: Eukaryota; Fungi; Ascomycota; Sordariomycetes; Magnaporthales; Pyriculariaceae. The transcript has a single exon. The record is from RefSeq and is a predicted model, not a curated record. Bases 140 to 4552 code for a protein of 1470 amino acids.